AUGCGUAACGUUCUCUUCGCUGCUUCCGCUCUUAGCGGCAUGGCUGCUGCCCUCCCCCAGAUGAUCAACAUUGAGGCUGCUUUGGCCGUCCCCACUCCUACUGUUCUUGGGCCCCAGGCCACAGAGACGGCUGAGCUCCCCGUAUCCUACGACCAGGAAGCUGCCACCAAGUCUGCUGCUGCUGCAGUUGCAACAGGUGGUGUUGUGGUAAAGAAGCGUGAUGCCUGCCAGGAUCAGCCUGCAGGUGCUGGUGCCGAGUACGUUCCUGGUGAUGGCUCCGUGGGCGCUUACCUUGACCCCAACAACGACCUUAGGAAGGCUGCCCGUAAGGCAAUCGCCCCCACUGGAUACAAGGAGUCCUUCGUCGAUGAAAUCGGCUCUACUGAACAGAUUGGCUACUUGACCUACAAGACUCUGGACUCGUACAGCGUUGACGAAUGUGCUGCCUUCUGCAACAGCGAGAAGUUCUGCCUUGGUUUCAACCUCUUCUUCGAGCGCGAUCCUAGCAAAGACCCUGGCGCCGGAUGCCCAGACCAAGACCCCUUGCCAGUGACUAACAUCAAGUGCUCCAUCUACGGAUACCCCGUCGCUAAGGCGUCGGCUACCAACCAGGGCCAGUACCGUGGGGACUUCCACGUUGUCAUCACCGGUAGCAACGGAUACUCCAAGGCUGGCAAGGGCGAAUGCAAGGGCGCCCCCACUGUCGAUGGCUACAACGCUCCCACCAACCUCAAGGCUGCCAUAAACGCUCCUUACAUCCAGAAGAACGGUCAGAACUACGACACUUACAACGGCAUGCGUCUCUUCAACACCAACCCCUACGACCCCAGCCUCUGUGCUGCUGCUUGCGAGUCGCAGACCCAGUUCGACAAGGAGCACCUCGUUGACGCCAACGGCGAGUACAAGCCCUGCAACUUCUUCACCUCCUACAUCUUGACCAAGAACGGCGUUCCUCUCGGUACUUACUGCGCUCUCUACACCCAGCCAUGGGAUGAGUCCUAUGCCGUCAACACUGGCUACUACUACGGCGAGGAUGAAUACUCAGUCAUCUGUGCUGCUUCUUACAGCGAUUCUACUCCUGACACUGGAAAGAUCACCGAGACCGUUGUGUCCCUGAACCUCACAUCGCUUUCUUUUGGUUCAGAUUUCACAUUCUUGGAACUUGAGAAGAUGUCCUCCCAACCCAGUGUGGUCCUCAUCCCGGGCUCCUUCUGUCCCGCUAGCAUGUACGAUUCUCUUGUAACGCCCCUCCGUGCGAAAGGAUACGACAUUCAUGUCCUCGAACCACCCUGCUACCCCGCCGGCUACCACGCCAGCUCCGGUACUGCCCAUCCAAGUAUGUACGAUGACGCAAAAUACAUCAAUGAUUUUGUGAUGAAGCUGGCAGACGACGGAAAGGAAGUCAUCGUAAUCGCUCAUAGCUACGGUGGUUGCGCAGCCACCGAGAGCUUGAAGGAUGUGACAAAGAAAGAGCGCGAACAGCAAGGAAAGACUGGCGGGGUAGUACGCAUCGGGUACCUUACAGCCGCUGUACCACGUUUCGGUGAAAGCUGUGGCCAGACUCUCGUGGGCGGCAAAGGUGCUCCUGUUGAUAUAGAUGAGAAUGGAUGGAUGUCGCAGCCAGACCCCGCGGCUACAGCGGCCAUAUGUUUCAACAACCUUACGCAGGAAGAAGGUAUCUCGUACGUCGCCAAGUUUGGAAAGCAUUACAGUGCUUGUUUCGGCGAUGCAAUUACCCACGCUGGCUACAAAGCCCUCCCGGUGUCUUGGUUCUUCGCUGCGGAGGAUCUUAUCAUUCUGCCAGAGGUGCAGCAGACUGCCAUCAACGUGAUCGAGGAAAGUUGGGUUGAUACGGAGAGAGAGGGGAGGAAGGUGGAUGUUACUAGAAUCGACUGCGACCAUUUCCCACUUGUUCUUGAGGAGAAGAGGGAGCAAGUGAGUGCGUGGAUCGAACGUGUUGUUGCGAAGGGUGGCCUCGAGUAG
This is a messenger RNA of Alternaria atra, 1983 nucleotides long. RefSeq lists its product as uncharacterized. The transcript is spliced from 6 exons. Bases 1 to 1983 code for a protein of 660 amino acids. The record is from RefSeq and is a predicted model, not a curated record. Lineage: Eukaryota; Fungi; Ascomycota; Dothideomycetes; Pleosporales; Pleosporaceae.